This is a messenger RNA of Microcebus murinus (gray mouse lemur), 804 nucleotides long. The record is from RefSeq and is a predicted model, not a curated record. NCBI's taxonomy places the organism in Eukaryota, Metazoa, Chordata, Mammalia, Primates, Cheirogaleidae.
AUGACUGGGCGCCGGUCGCCGCCCCUCCCGCAGUCCGGCCGGCCUUCCGCUCGGACGUCCGGGACCGCGCACUCCGCAAGCGCGCCGGGCCAGGCGCAGGCACGCUUUUCCCGGCCGGGCGCGCCCCCGCGGCGGGUUCCGUUCCCGGCGGGCGGACGGCCGCGCGCACGAGUGAGCAGCCGUGACGUGCGCCGCGCUACGCCCGACGUCACGGGUGCGUGUGUAGUGGCGGCCGGGCUGCCCUCCGCGGCGGCGCCUGGUGAAGGUGUCGCGGCCGCUGGACGCAGCCUCCAGGGGGUCGCACGGCCCACGGCGGCGACGAGGACGACGACGCGAACGCCCGGUGCCGCCACCGCGCAGUCGCCGCUGCCGCCUCUUCGCUGGUCUCUGGCGGCGCCGGCCCGCGGCUUCCUCCUUUUCCUGCCCUGCUCCCCGCGGGCCUCAGGGCCGCGGCGGCGAGAAGCACCGAGGGCGCCCAGAAGACCCGGCCGGCCGCGACGGCCCACGCGCCCACCACCCCGCCCGGCCCGGGCUCCAUGUGAAGGAGGGACGGGCCUGCCCCGCCGGCCGGCGCCCGACUCCUCGCGCGCCCCUCCGGCCCCCGGGGACCCCGCGGUCUCCCCCGACCAGGGCCCGGGUGACAGGCCGCGCGGGGACGGAGGGGCGGGCUCGGCGGCGGCGGCCGCUCCUCGGGCCUGUGGCCCUCUACGUCCCCGCGGAACGGCCGCUUCUAAGGAAAUAAUGCUGAUGGGAGAACCAUUUUCCUAAUAUUCAAAUUGUUGAGCUGGUUACCAUGAUGGGUGA